Messenger RNA from Osmerus eperlanus (European smelt), 1274 nucleotides. RefSeq names its product transmembrane protein 236 (gene tmem236). Bases 176 to 1252 code for a protein of 358 amino acids. The record is from RefSeq and is a predicted model, not a curated record. NCBI's taxonomy places the organism in Eukaryota, Metazoa, Chordata, Actinopteri, Osmeriformes, Osmeridae. The transcript is spliced from 4 exons.
AACUGCCUCAUUGCCUUGGCAGUAAAAGCAUUAAGAAUCUCAGUGCAGACUAAGCAUAGCGAGUGUGCAGAGUCCAGAGGAAGGGUCACUAGUUCCCGUGGGAGAUUUAGCAUUCCAGAAGACAACAUCGGCCCUGAAGACUCACCUGUGACACUGUACCCAGAAGGAUUUCAGAAUGCUCCGGGGUCGGACCAUCAAACUCGUCCUCUACGAGGUGCUGCAGUUCGCGGCGCUGAGCGUGCCUGUGUUUGUUGUCAUGGAGCGUUUUGCGGCGCUAAUGCGUCACGUGAGAGGGGGGGAUCUGACGGCCUACUGGCUGGUGGUGGCGGCGUCCAUCGCCUACGUGACCUCGGUCACUCUGCUGGUGUGGGUCCCUCUCAAGUACCUCAUCAUCAAGCAACGCAGGUGCAUCACGGAGAUCACGCAGUGGAGACCAACAACAUUGGCCUAUGUACUGCUUGCCACAUUACCAUGUUUUGCGAUCAUAAUAGCCAGCUCCAAGGUGCAGGUGGACCGGGGACUAAGGUAUGACCCCCUCACUGAGCUUCCUGUUUCACUGGUGUUCCUCUCCCUCAUCUGUGUGGACAUCAUAGAAAGGAUUCGACCCUGUCGACUCACUGGCAAAGUGGACAGCCUUGAGUUUGACCUUGACAUCCCCGGCCCAGUCCUCACCCACCUGGAGCAGGUCAGCACGGUGGCGGGCCAGCUGUACUCUGACAGAGUCCAGAACGGGUCACCGGCCCAACCCGACAACAGGAACGGAACCGCCACCGAGCGAUGGGGCGACCGGGACCAGUACAGCCUGUCAGCAACCAGCUCACGACCUGCUAGCGCCGCUUACCUGUACUCGUCUUCAGGCUCGCCCUCCGGCCUGCUCCGCUUCCUGUGGGCGCGGGACACGAGGUCGGAGGUCGUCGUGGACAGCUUCCUGUUCUGGAUGGACACGGUGGAGAUGGUGCGCGUGGCGGGGGAGCCUGCCGUCUUCUUCUCGGGCUGGGUGAUCCCCGUCUACAUCCUGGCUUACCUGUCCAUGCUGAGACUGGUCAUCACGCCCCAUAAUGCCUUGCUGUCCUCGGCCGGGUUUGUCACGCAGGAUUUUCCUUUCCUUGUCGUGCGGAUUGCUCUGAUCAUUGUGUUUGGUUACGUGACACCUGUACUGUAUCCUGUGAAGAAUCUGAUGGUGUGUCUCGCGUAUAUUUAUUUCAAUUUUUUGACGAAGCUGAAGUUAUUUGGGAGGGAAAGCAUGUUCUGAGGUUCCACCUACUGGAGAUCAA